UAACAACGCAUUUGUGAGAAAUGUACUAAAUAUAGCCGCGAAGCGCAUAAAUAAAGUCGAUCUUGUUUUUUUUAUGUAAAUUUUUUUUGCUGCGGCUGCGAUUUUGGAAAUUCCAAAAGCGAUGUAGAUAUGAAGUGUGAUCCUUUUACCAGUGUGAAUCUUAUACCGAGUCGCUUCGAGUUCAACCAAAUCGGAGGAGGAUCGAAAUAUUACCCCUCAGAGUCGUAAAGUCGUCUAUCCGAGAAUUGCCCCAACAACAAACAGCGCGUAGGAAUCUACCGAGAAGUGGAGCCAAGGCGAGAGAAAGAGAAGGAGAAGCAGGCGAAGGAGGAGCGCAGCGGAGUGGAGCGGGGGAAGCACAGAAUGGAUGUUGAAAUACCUGUUUUGGCUGGAUAUCUUAAUGUGCCGACCCAAACUGGAUUUUCGCUAAAUCGUAUCUCGAAAAAGAAGGCAUGCACUCGCUACUGCCUCCUUUUCAAGGCCAGUCGCCACGGGAUCGCCCGGCUGGAGAUGUGCGAGAGCAAGGAGGACCGCAACCCGAAAAUCUUCACCCUUGAGAACUGCGUCAAGAUCACCCAGGAACUGCCUCCCGAGCGCCUCAUUCAGAUCGUCAAGCGGCAUGGAACGCUCACCCUGAGCACCGGGAGCGAGGAGGAGCUGAAGGACUGGAUCACCGCCCUGCAGACGGUAGCGUUCUGCGACACUUCCCCGUCAGGUGGUAACGGCGGCGCGAUCGAGGAGGACAAUGACCUCUACUGCAGUUCCUUUGAUGGCCUGUUCAUAAUCACACUGAUUCCCUCGGAGGCCUCGCGGCGCUGCGGCAUCGAGCCCAAGACCUACAUGCUCCAGAUGACGCCCACUGAGCUGCAGCUGAAGUCCGAGGACCUGGGCACCACGAUCGCCAUGUGGCCGUACCGCUUCAUCCGGAAGUACGGCUACCGCGACGGCAAGUUUACCUUCGAGGCGGGUCGGAAGUGCACCACCGGCGAGGGAGUCUUCACACUGGACCACACCAACCCCCAGGAGGUGUUCCGCUGCAUGUCCGCCAAGAUGAAGUCCAUGAAAAAGCUGAUCAGCGGCGACAACAGCUCCGCCUCCCUCAGCACCUUGGAGUGUGGAGAGAAUCAGUUCAGUGCGGCGGCCAACAUGGAGCCGGGAUCGCGGAGCCCGCUGCCUCCGUCGCCGUCGAGUAACCCGCACGGCGGCGAGUUCGAAAUAAAUUCCACGCAGAGCGGCUUCUCCAUGCGGGGAUUCCUGAGCUCGAACGACUCGCUGAACAACUUUUCGGCGGCCAGUAGCAGCGCUACGCCGGGGAGCGGAGGUGCUAGUGUGACGCUCUCGGUGCCCGCUGGGAAGCACAUCCCCAACAAACCCCCACGGAAACUCGGAGCCAGUCCAACCACAACAGCGCCGAUAGCAACGACAAACCAGCAACAACAUUGUGAUAAAUACAGGAACAUUGUGAAAUAUGAGCCUGUGGCCAUAACGACAUCCUCGCCCGCUACCGAUUCGGCAGUUAUUCUGAAGCCCCUGGAAGCGUCCGACCCGGAUCCGCCGCCGCCGGACCUGCCGCUGCGCAACGAGAGCACCGGCAAGGGCGGCGGAGGAGCGAUGGAGCGGGACUACGAGUGCAUCGAGAACAUCACGGAGGCCUGGCGCACUCGGGGAGUCGGCGAUGUGAGGCACUGCGAACGCGUGCCCAUCCUCUGCGACACCUCGGAGUUCGUGCGCCAGCGUUCGGUGACGAAACCCUCAAACAGCACACCCAAAAUAAUUGACAUCGACAUCGGGGAGGGGGCAUCGCCCAUUUCCGUGGCCGACUCCAACUACGAUCGCCUGGACUUCCUCUCGCCGAACAACAAAACCUCCAGCGGAUACAAGACCAUUGUGAACGUAACCGUGCCGGGCAAUCGCGGGCGGUGCAGCCCGCCCCCGCCCAACGAAUACGAGAUGAUCGCCAGCCCGGACACGGAGAGCUUCCGCAAGGCGGACGACAGCCACCUCGGGUACGGGGUGCUCCGGAAGACCAGCACCACCACGACGAACAACAACAACCUAGGAAUCUCCAACAGCAACAUCAUCAUCAGCAGUAGCAGCAGCAGCAGCAGCAGCAGUGCCGCAACAGCGAACAAAAGCAGCAACGACGCAUCAGCCUCGGCCAUCGACCAUCGCAGCUACAACGGACUCAACUACACGAUCGUCAGCAAGCCGAAGAGGGUGUAGGAGUCAGGGGGCUGGGAGGUUAAGAUUAGGAGGGGCCUGAUGCACAAUUCCAGAACAGGGCUAGGGUGGUGCAGUGUGGAUCAGGGGAGACUACACGCGGGGCACUGGCCCCGAACAGUUGGCGGUUGUUGGAGGGAAAUCGAGUCCUUAACCUGCUAGACUAUAUUCCAAGUUCAUUUUCAAAACAGACUUCCCAGAAUCUCAAAACCCGCAAUUCAGAAUCACAAAUGAAAACUCUACGUCUCGAAAUUAGUAAUUUAGUAACUCCAGGGUCUGAAUGUUCUUUCUAUUUGGGAUCUCAAGAAAACACAACGCAACUCUUCAAAAGCAAGCACAGUAGGUAACGAGAGCAAUAUCAUCUGAGCCAUCUGAAGCAUUCCAUUGUAAUCCACUUCCGUUAUCGUAGUUCCAGCAAUUGCAUUUCGAGCUUAAGAAGAGACUGCCUUACAGUGCCUUAGUAGAGUUUUACGCAAAGCAGGGAGGCGGUGGCCUCCCCCGUUCCGUUCCAAAUUGAUUUCCGUCUAUUGUUUCUUGUUCAUAAUCUGUGAUUGUAUUGUUAGUAUGAAGAAACUGCUUAGUUAUAGCCAGCACUGCCCGCCACUGAUCGCACUCGAGGAAUAAGAAGUAUAUAUAUGUUUUGAUUUUACUUAAAGCCGGAAGUAAAACUCGCAAAUCCUUGUGUACUUGACCCGUUUUUAAACGUAUGUAGUGUUUUGUAUGUAUUCUUUAGAAAUAUGUAGAACAACCCGAAACUUUGUUCGCCUGCCAUAAUUGGUUACGGAUCAAUUGUUAUACCUUUGAAAUUUUCAAAUAAUACGAUGCUAUAGCUGCCAUCAGUAACCAAUAAAUCUCCCACAGCGCUAGC
Messenger RNA from Drosophila ananassae, 3088 nucleotides. RefSeq lists its product as uncharacterized. Bases 364 to 2223 code for a protein of 619 amino acids. The record is from RefSeq and is a predicted model, not a curated record. The transcript is spliced from 3 exons. Gene Ontology annotation, cellular component: cytoplasm. NCBI's taxonomy places the organism in Eukaryota, Metazoa, Arthropoda, Insecta, Diptera, Drosophilidae. Gene Ontology annotation, biological process: cell surface receptor protein tyrosine kinase signaling pathway; positive regulation of MAPK cascade.